AUGUCUUUCAGAGGAACUAAAUUUAAUCAAAUCCCAACAGCAAACGCUGGUGGAUUUAACACACCAAAAAAAUUUGAAGAAUUCUCCAAAAAAGUUGAAGAUUUAUUAGAUCAUCCAAUGGUUUCAAAAUUAAAACCUUACAUUCCUCAAAUUGGUAGAUUUUUGAUUGUUGCUACCUUUUAUGAAGAUUCUUUAAGAAUUAUUUCACAAUGGAGCGAUCAAGUUUACUACUUAUGGAAUUAUAGACAUAUUCCUUACUUUCUAGUCUUGAUUCUCUUGUUUUUCGUUGUUGUUACAAUGUUGGGUGCUUCCACUAUGAUUGUUUUGAGAAAACAUGCUUUAUAUGCAAGUGCUGCUUUGAUUUCAGUUAUUGUUGUUCAAGGUUUUAUGUAUGGUUUAUUUGUUGGCUCAAACUUCAUUUUGAGAAACUUUUCUUUGAUUGGUGGGUUAUUAAUUGCAUUUUCUGAUACAUUGGUUCAACAAAAGACAAGAUUUGCAGGUUUACCAGAAAUUUCUUCAAACAACGACUUCAAAAACUAUGUUUUAUUAGCUGGUAGAAUUUUGUUGGUCUUACUAUUUUUCACUUUCAUUUUAACUAAAAGUUGGUUAACCACAAUUGUUGUUUUAAUUGGUGUCUCUGCUAUUGCGUUUGGAUACAAGACUAGAUUUGCUUCCGCUGCUCUGAUCACCAUUUUAACCUUUUACAACUUUUCAUCAAAUGCUUAUUGGUUCAAUACUUCAGAAGCACAAAGAGAUUACUUGAAAUAUGAAUUCUUCCAAACUUUGUCAAUCAUUGGUGGUUUACUAUUAGUCGUUAAUACUGGUGCAGGUGAAUUGUCAUUAGAUGAAAAGAAAAAGAUUUAUUAA
Hansenula anomala is the source of this 867-nucleotide messenger RNA. It is a transcript of the gene ERV29, whose product is annotated as protein ERV29. The record is from RefSeq and is a predicted model, not a curated record. Lineage: Eukaryota; Fungi; Ascomycota; Saccharomycetes; Phaffomycetales; Wickerhamomycetaceae. The transcript is spliced from 2 exons. Gene Ontology annotation, cellular component: endoplasmic reticulum-Golgi intermediate compartment; endoplasmic reticulum; membrane. Gene Ontology annotation, biological process: Golgi organization. The coding region runs from base 1 to 867 and encodes 288 amino acids.